UCGAUUGAGAAGCCUCUUUAUUAUAUCUAUCGUCUAUGGCCAGCGGUUAGAAUUAGGUUGGCAGCAGUAGGUCAGCAGCAGUUCUCACAGGAAACGUCUCGAGUUGACGUGAACGUUUCUUCGCGUCGCUGCACAUUUCCGUUUCGCCAUCUUUUACCUCGGGAGCGUGUGGAUCGCGUCGUAUCGCGUGUGUAUCGCGCAGUUUUAGCAGUUUUACAGACUACUGACUUGGUUCUACGAGCCGCAAAAUGCCGGGUUUUAGCAGCGUUGGCACAUUUAAAAUCUUCAUUGGUAAUUUAGCCGACAAGACCUCGAACGCAGAUAUAAAACCACUGUUCGAGAAAUACGGCAAGGUCGUGGAAUGCGACGUUGUAAAGAAUUAUGGCUUUGUGCAUAUGGAAAAUGAGGAAGCAGGGCGAAAUGCCAUACAGAAUCUGAAUGGACAUAUGGUCCAUGGGCAACCGAUAAAAUGUGAGGCCGCAAAGAGUCGUAAGGGUCCAAACACUCCUACGACAAAGAUCUUUGUCGGUAAUCUCACAGAUAACACGAAAGCGCCGCAAGUACGCGAACUGUUUGCCAAGUAUGGCACAGUCGUUGAAUGCGACAUUGUGAGGAAUUACGGUUUCGUCCAUCUUGAAGCGACGGGAGACGUGAAUGACGCCAUCAAGGAGCUGAACGGGCAGAUCGUAGACGGGCAGCCGAUGAAAGUGCAGAUAUCUACCAGCCGGGUGCGACAGAGGCCAGGAAUGGGUGAUCCGGAACAAUGCUAUCGAUGCGGACGAGGCGGUCACUGGUCCAAGGAGUGUCCCAAGGGAGGUAUGGGAGGUGGACCAGACAGAAAUGGAUACAGAGAUCGAAUGUUCGGGCGUGAUCCGUAUCCUCCACCGCCACCACCACCUUUCCUUCGGGACCGUCUCAUGGGUGGUGGCCGCUUUGGAGACUACGAAAGCUACUACGACCGGCGCGGCUUCGAGGACACCAGGGAUCUCUACGAGAGGCGGUUUACGGGUAUGACAGGGCCCUGUGACAUGGGAAGUUCCAUGUGCGGGCUAGACUUUCCACCAAUGCCUCUACCAUCAAGACGAGACCCAAUGCCUCCUAUGCCUCCUCUAGGUAUGGGAUCCAUGCGCGACACUGGCUUCUCCCGUGGUAACGAGUAUGGCAUGUUCAGCCGCCGAUCACCCCCUCCAAGUGGCAACAACGGCCGGUUCAGUAGAGGCAUGUACGAGGACUUCAGCCGAGAUUCGUUUGAAGAGCGUAGAACAAUUGGCACUGCGGAUAAGAUGGUUGCACACGAGCUAACGUAUAGCGCGAAUAAGUCGCUUCAUCACGCAUACACGGACAUGGAAUAUUAAUUCUCUCUCUAUAUAUAAAUAUAAAUGUGUGCAUAUUAAAACGGGAAAACAUUGGAAAAGAAGAUAUCGGAUUCAAUAAGCCUGCUAUAUUCCCUCCUCGUGUUAGUAAUAUACGAGAUGAGAUCCUGUUUUAUAUGUCUGAUGCAUCAUUCUACGUGUGUUUUUUGCAAGUUCUUAUUUUUAAUAAACUUUAAAAAAUACGUGCGAACCGACAUCUCCUUAAAUUGUGACUGAGAAUUCAUCCCUCCUUCGGCUGGCUCUUUCGAACUAGGCUGAGUUUGUUCGUCAAAAGCGAUUGUAUCGUUUGUAGAUUGAAACUCAAACUCGAGAAGAAUAAGAAAAGCCUUCCGAGACUAAUCUCUAAAAUUAUAUACAUUUGAAAAUUUAUAAAUUUAAAAAGUAUAUUAAGACGUUAUAUAAAUCGAUCUAUUAUAAUCUGAUAUAAUUUUGAGAUUACGUCGUUUUUCUUCCUUCUCGAUUAUCAAGUUGUUGUCUUUAUUUUGUGAACGCAAUGAAAGAUUUGUGUCACUCUCUUCCAUCGCAAUUACAUCUUUAUAUGAUAGUGUGGUUAUUGUUCUCUUGCAUAAACUUUUGAUCAAAGCCAAAGUUAAAGUAUUGCUGUUUUCAGAAAUAUCACAGAUGAAAACGGAAGUAAAUGUAAAUAGAUGACGGAGUAAAUGUUUCUUUUUUUCGUAUUUCUUUUAAUCCGAUUUUUAUCAGUAUGUACAUGGUAAUGCUUAUUGUGUUAUGUGCCAGUCAAACUUGCAGACUCGGAGGUUGAGCAGGUCUACAUAAUCGGACUGGGCUGAAGAGACUCGCUUUUCUACCCGACCAACGACAGGCAGAGGCGCCCGGCCACGUUCUGUAACGUCUAAUACGCAGUCACAGCCAAAGUGUGAAUCCCCCCAGAAAGUUACUUUAAGAGACACCGUGCAGUGUCUUCAGAGAUAACCGAGCAAGCCUCGUAUCAGAGUGACGUUGGAACACGAACGUGUAGAACCAGGCGCACUACUCAAUCAUCUCUCCAUACUGAGAUGUGGUGAGCAGAUUCCUGUCCGAUAAUAAGUAGACUAUUCCGAACCGAGAAAGAUCGGCCGAUCUGCGUAUUCUAAGUUGGCGCGAGAGAGGAGGUCGGACCUUCUCCCGUCGGCUCUGUUGCGCAAGAGUUGCGAGUUUGAUCGGUACAUAGCGAGCGGUGCGUCGAUGCCGUGUUAACUUUGGCUUUAUCGUAUCAAUGCACGCAAUCUUUUCGCCAAGAUCGGGAAACCCUUGGGCACACGAUCAUCGACGAGAACAUAUACAAAGGGUGCCUCAGAACCAAGCAAAAUCCUUUAAUUUAAGACUUGAUAAUUUAUUAAAGAAUCUAAUAUUUACAUUUACUUAAAAACUUAAGAAGAUUAAAUUCGAAAGCUUUCAGAAAUAUUAAAUUUUUUAUGUAUUUAAAUAAAUAAAAUGACAGUUAAAUGAUGGAGCUCUCUUCAGAAAACUGGUUUUGAGACAAUCUUGUUUUAUAUAUUCUAAAGUCCCUUUUUCCCUCUUUUUUUUUUUUUAAUUUUUCUGAACAUUCUCUUUUGAGGGAUAUUCCCUUCUCUCUAGAAUAUACCGCUUACAAUUAGAUCAACCCCCGAUCCACGAUACUGAAUCACGCGCGUAUGGUACACGCGUGCGAGAGUCACAUACAUGUCGUGCGGGAAAAAAAAGAUUCGGGAAACACAUGGAGACUCAUGCACACCGGAGAGCUUCGUCGGAUAUAUUCGAUACGCGACGUAUCGGCUGUAAUGCAAGCACUCUCGAGGAUUACGGUAACAUCGGUGCUGGACUUGAUCGUCGGAUAGCGAAGGUCUGUCCGAUGAUUGCAGUCCUCGCUCUAUACGUAGCCCAUACGUGGACGUGCGAGAUUCCGGCGGUUCGUCGUCGGCAUCGUCUUCGUCUCGUCAUCAUCGUCGUCGCCGUCGUCGUCGUCGUCGUCGUCGUCGUCUAUAAAAUCACGCAGCCGAGUUGCAAACGGUUCGGGACACACGCUGGCCGAGAAGCUCGACGAGAUGAGAAGUUCCGAGUCCAGUCUCUUGUAGCUGAGAUAUAUCGCUGAGAUAUAUCUCUCGGAUACGCCGGCACAGACCCUCGCAGGCACUUAGAAAAAAAAAGUACCCGGUCCCUCGGCAGAGUUCUCACUAGAGACCGUGAAUCGCCGAUCGGAUCCGUGCACGGAUUUUUAAGAGAGUCUGCACAAGAACUCGAGAAAAAAAAUAUGUAGAACGGACACGUCGGGACACGGGUUAUCCCUUGACCUCGCGUGAUAAAAAAACGGAAAGCGAACACACAUACACACGUGUCGGUCGACAAAAAAAAAAAAAAAAAGCGCAAAACCGAUAGAAACCGCGCCGGCAAGAAUUUUAACACGUUGUAAUAUGAUAUAUGAUAUAGGACACGAUGAUAGCCCUCUACACCGACAACGUCCACGAUGGAUGUACAUCGAAGGAGCCAAGAAGAGCGAGCCAGGCUCGAGAGAAGAGAGCUUCGAGAGUAGAAACGGCAAGAGAGGUCUGAUGGAGAAGCGACAUGGUGUGAGAGGUAAUUGUUCAACACUCUGUACCACGUUGAAAGACACCGCGAGAGAGACAGAGACACGGAGAGGGAGUAAGAUUCCAUUCGGAUAAAGACGAAACUGUAUUACCGCAUCCAAGGCAAGUCCACAUCCCUACACAGCCACUCGGUAUCGUUCCGAUACGCGUAAAAGAAAACGAAUAAAAAAAAAUUUUUUAAAA
Messenger RNA from Formica exsecta, 4120 nucleotides. RefSeq names its product RNA-binding protein lark (gene lark). Gene Ontology annotation, cellular component: cytosol. NCBI's taxonomy places the organism in Eukaryota, Metazoa, Arthropoda, Insecta, Hymenoptera, Formicidae. Gene Ontology annotation, molecular function: mRNA binding; zinc ion binding. The transcript is spliced from 6 exons. The coding region runs from base 249 to 1355 and encodes 368 amino acids. The record is from RefSeq and is a predicted model, not a curated record.